Messenger RNA from Coffea arabica (coffee), 2539 nucleotides. NCBI's taxonomy places the organism in Eukaryota, Viridiplantae, Streptophyta, Magnoliopsida, Gentianales, Rubiaceae. The record is from RefSeq and is a predicted model, not a curated record.
UGAGUCUUGUGAUCAGAGUUCAUUUGCAGGCAUCAAUAGCAUCAGUUCUGCUUCUGCUACCACUGAAGGUGAAGAUAGCAGAUCUUUUUCUUCAUCCAACCGAAAUAUGCGCAGUCUUUAUAAAACAUCUAAUUCAAGCACAAGCAGUUCAGGAGAUGCUCUUGAGAUGAUGACUAGUCUUGGAAAGGCAUUGUUUGAUUUUGGCCGUGGAGUUGUUGAAGAUAUUGGUAGGACAGGUGGCCCCUUAUCUGAAAGGAACAAUUUUACUGGCGGUAGAAUAUUUCGUGUUCCUGAUGAUGGGGAAUACAAGUAUCGAUCUGUAGCUGCUGAACUCAGAGGCUUGCCCUGUCCAACUGCAACAAACAAUUUAAUUAGAAUAGGAGUUACUGAAGUUUGGGUGGGAAACAAGGAGCAACAACUAUUAAUGAGUUCAUUGGCAGCCAAAUUUAUCCAUGCAAAUGUACUAGAGAGAACAAUUUUGUUGAAUAUUUUCUCCAAUUACACUCUUCAAUCAUUUUUAAAGCUGCAGAGUUUCUCAUUUUCCCUACUAGCAAGUAACAUGCGAUAUCUUUUUCAUGAAAACUGGGUCAAUCAUGUAACCGGCUCAAACAUGGCACCCUGGUUCUCGUGGGAAAACAUUGCAAGCUCUGGUACAGAGUGGGGCCCUUCUCCUGAAUGGAUUAGACUGUUCUGGAAAACUUUUAGUGGUUCACUGGAAGACCUUCCUCUUUUCUCUGACUGGCCUCUUAUUCCUGCUUUUCUUGGUCGACCAGUUCUUUGUCGUGUAAGAGAGCGUCGUAUUGUCUUCAUUCCACCCCUAGUAGCUGGUUCUAAUUCUGUUGAUGCUAGUGAUGAGAUGAGCUUAACUGAAAGUAGCACAUCAGGGUUAUCGCUUGAUACAGAUCUGGCUAAUCCCUAUACUUUAGCUUUUGAACAUUUUGAGAAAAAGUAUCCUUGGUUAUCAUAUUGCUGAACCAGUGCAAUAUUCCUGUAUUUGAUGCUACUUUCAUGGAUUGUGCUGCUCCAUCCGACUGUUUACCUGGACCUGACCAAUCAUUGGGUAAGGUUGUUGCAUCCAAACUUCUUGUAGCUAAACAAGCUGGCUAUUUUCCGGAAAUUACUUCCUUUCUGGCUUCAGACCGUGAUGAGCUUUUCAGCUUAUUUGCUUCUGAGUUCUCUGAUAAUGGAUCAGAUUAUGGAAGAGAAGAGCUUGAAGUAUUACGUGAGCUACCUAUAUAUAAAACUGCUGCUGGAACGUAUGCUAGAUUGGUAACCCAAGAUUUUUGUAUGAUUCCUUCAAAUACAUUCCUAAAGCCGCAUGAUGAACGAUGUUUAUUUCACACCACAGAUUCUAGUGGGGGUGCUUUAUUGCGAGCUCUUGGAGUGCCCGAGCUGCAUGAUCGACAGAUUUUUGUAAAAUUUGGAUUACCAGGGUUUGAACGAAAAUCAGAGUCUGAACAGGAGGAUAUUUUAAUAUACCUUUAUAUGAAUUGGCAAGAUCUCCAACAAGAUCCUUCUAUCAUCGAAGCUCUUAAGGAGGCUAAUUUUGUUAAGACGGCAGACGAACUUUCAGUGCACCUGUCUAAGCCCAAAGAUCUUUUUGAUCCUGGUGAUGUUUUACUGACAUCUAUUUUUUCUGGGGUCAGAGGCAAAUUUCCAGGGGAAAGAUUUAUUUCAGAUGGAUGGCUUCGCAUUUUGAGGAAAGUAGGACUUAGAACUUCAACUGAAGCUGAGAUAAUUCUUGAAUGUGCAAAAAGGGUGGAGUUUCUUGGAGGUGAAUGCAUGAAAAUUACGGGAGAUUUGAUGACCUUGAGACAGAUAUUUCGAAUGGGCAAAAUGAAGUCUCUUUUGAAAUUUGGUUAAUGGCUGAAAGUCUAGCCAAAGCUGUAUUCUCAAACUUUGCAGUCCUUUAUAGCAACAAUUUCUGUAAUCUCCUAGGUAAUAUUACUUGUAUUCCUGCUGAAAAGGGAUUUCCAAUCAUAGGUGGAAAGACAAGCGGCAAAAGAGUGCUCUGUUCAUAUAGUAAAGCUAUUGUGAUGAAAGAUUGGCCACUUGCUUGGAGCUGUGCUCCCAUACUUUCUAGGCAGAGUGUUGUUCCACCUGACUAUUCCUGGGCUGCACUCCAUUUGAGGAGUCCUCCAUCUUUCCAGACAGUAUUGAGGCACCUUCAGGCCAUUGGGAAAAAUAAUGGUGAAGACACACUUGCUCAUUGGUCAGCUGCACCUGGUUCGAAGACUAUUGAUGAAGCUUCAUUUGAGGUUUUGAAAUAUUUGGAAAAUGCCUGGGAUUCUCUAUCUUCUUCAGUUUCAGACAUGUUGGAGGUUUCAAAGAAAAAUUGGCAAUGAAGGCCUAAUGAAAAAAUCAGCAAUGAAGGCUGGAAAUUGCACUUGGCAAUAAAGACUUGAAAAGAAGAAAGCACUCAGCAAUGAAGGCUGACAAGAAGAGGUCCCAAGAGCAAAAGCUUUGAUACCAUGAACAAAAUGAAAACUGAAUUGUUCUGUUAUCUCUUUUGUUCUAGGCUUUGUACAACAUUUAUACA